GUCAUCUCGUGUGAUCUCUCCCCGAAAACACCAUCGACGACGAAUCUGCUGCAUCCGAGUUCUGCCUCCAGUGACCCUGCCCAUUGAGGCUACCCCAACCUCGCCAGCGACUUGACCGAAUCCGCGCUACCUUAUCCAGCUUCAAACCAACAAUUGGAAGGCGGCCUGUUGAGGCCGCCUGCCUUUGCCGAAAUGGCCUUGCAAGGAAUGCUGAACAAGCUCCAUGGCCAACCCGACAGUUAUGACCGCAAGAGCAAGUACCGCAUGGGACGCACCCUCGGCGCCGGCACCUAUGGUAUCGUCAAGGAGGCCGAUGGGCCCUCGGGCAAGGUCGCAGUAAAGAUCAUCCUCAAAAAGAACGUCAAGGGCAACGAUCAGAUGGUCUACGAUGAGCUGGAAAUGUUGCAGACCCUCAAACACCCACACAUUGUCAAAUUCGUCGACUGGUUCGAAUCUCGGGACAAGUACUACAUCAUCACUCAGCUGGCCACGGGCGGUGAGCUGUUCGACCGUAUCUGCGAGAUGGGCAAGUUCACCGAGAAGAACGCCUCGCAGACCAUCCGUCAAGUCCUCGAAGCCGUCGACUACCUCCACUCCAAAGACGUUGUCCAUCGCGAUCUCAAACCCGAGAACCUCCUCUACCUCACCCGCGAAGCCAACUCGGACCUCGUGCUCGCCGACUUUGGCAUUGCCAAGCACCUCGACUCUCCUGAAGGCGUACUCAAAACCAUGGCCGGCUCAUUCGGCUACGCCGCGCCCGAAGUCAUGCUCAAAAAGGGCCAUAGUAAGCCCGUCGACAUGUGGUCUCUCGGCGUCAUCACCUACACCCUCCUAUGCGGCUACUCCCCCUUCCGCUCCGAGUCGCUCACCGACCUGAUCGACGAAACCCGUAACGGCCGCGUCGUCUUCCACGAACGCUACUGGAAAGACGUCUCAAAAGAGGCCAAAGCCUUCAUCCUCUCCCUCCUCAAAGCCGACCCGCACGGCCGCGCGACCUCCUCGCAGGCUUUGCAGGACCCCUGGAUCGCCGGCAAGGGCGCCACGGACCACAACUUGCUGCCCGAGAUCAAGGCGUACAUUGCACGCGCGCGUCUGAAGCGCGGUGUCGAAUUGGUCAAGUUGGCCAAUCGUAUCGAGAAUUUGAAGAUGCAGGAGGACGAUGAGGAGGAUGCCGCUCAGGAGGCGGACAUUCCUGCCGACUCGUUGCGUGCUGCGGAUGAUGCGUCGAGGCAUAGUCAUGGUGCGUCGGCCGAGGCGACGGGAACGCCGCAGGAGGAGACGGAUCCGAGUAAGAAGCGGAGUCUUAGCAAGUUGGCGAAGAGUGCGAUUUUCCGAGAGGUCGUCCUCGCCAAAGUUCGCGAAUUGAAGGCGGAAGAAGAAGCGCAGAAGACGAUUUCCGAAGCGGCAGGCAAAGGCACGAAGUGAACGGAGAAAUGAGAUGAGGGAUGAUAAGACUGAGAUGAUUGCGAUUCGACGUGACGACAGCUCCGAGUCCGCAUCAGCGAGCGGACGGAGGAGAGUCAGAAGAGCAGGAGCGAGAAGUAGAGUUCGAGCGGACAAAAUACUACCUACGAGUAAAUUAUCUGUCCAUAGCCCAUGUUGGGC
This is a messenger RNA of Zymoseptoria tritici IPO323, 1605 nucleotides long. Its product is annotated as Ca2+/calmodulin-dependent protein kinase. Gene Ontology annotation, molecular function: calcium/calmodulin-dependent protein kinase activity; ATP binding. Gene Ontology annotation, biological process: cellular response to oxidative stress; protein phosphorylation. The transcript has 3 exons. The coding region runs from base 193 to 1425 and encodes 410 amino acids. NCBI's taxonomy places the organism in Eukaryota, Fungi, Ascomycota, Dothideomycetes, Mycosphaerellales, Mycosphaerellaceae. The record is from RefSeq and is a predicted model, not a curated record.